AUGUCACAGCGAAAACUUCAACGAACUAGGCCCUUGUUAAAGCCAGCCAACAAAGAUCUUGGUCUUGCUGAUGUUAACCAACCUGCACAGCGGGCUGUUAGCUCUAAAACUCGAAGUUCUUCAAAUAGCCGCGCGACAUCUGCUUUACGAACUGGCCCUCAGCGGGCCUCUACAGCCUCUCACAGUGCCCCGAAAUCCCGAAACUCAAUUCAAAGUGCUAGAGGAGCGGCGCAGGAAAAGGAUUUUACUAAACCGACAAAGUCUGCCAAAGCGCCAACCAGUAUAGCGGAUCGGCCUGCAUUUAAUUUAGAUCUAGGAGGACCUCCAGCAUCAAGUCAUAGUCGCACCGGCUUGCGAGCCCCGGCGAAAUCGUCAAUUAAUGUACAUGCGUACACCACAAAGGAGCGUGCUGAGCUUUUUGCUCGAUCACGGGCUACGCAAAGCGUCAAGAAGCCACAAGAAGCAUCGGCUCCGUCUCAUCAUAAGCAAUCUGUGGCUAAUGCAUACAAAGCGAAGGCACAUGUCAAUGCUGCUCUUGAUGAUACUACAACCCUUAGUGACCAUAGCUUUAUUGGACGGUCGUCCUCAAAUAUAAGCCACUCAAAUCCGUUCAGGUCGCACUCUGAGCAAGCACGGUCCAUGCUAUCAGCAUCUGAUCUUACAUCAAGUGUAGGUAGUAGUAGCAGUGGAACUAUACGCUCAACUUCAAAGACUGCUGAUAUGUCGAGGCAAAACAAAGAUAUUAGGGCAGCUAUAAAUGCUGUUACCGAUGUCACAUACAAAAGUGGCAUCGAUUUGGCCACAUUUGAUGAUAAAUCCUUUGACAACUACUCAACUGCUCGGAAACUCAAGAGCGCAAAGACAAAGGAAGAACAGCAAAAGAUCCGACAGCAUCAGAUCUCAGAGCUCAUUGGAGAUAUGGCGCAUUACAAAGCCAGAAUAGCUUCUCCUGCAGACAUACGUUCUCCGUUUACAAAGUUCGGAACAACGAAGCAAACAGCAGCCAUAAAAGCAGCCACCGAUGCCUUGGAAAAGAUUAUCAACCCAAAGCGACCAGUAUUUGUAGAGCCCCAGCCGCAUAAAGCUUCCAAGUAUUCUGAACAUCCAAGCAGCUGCGUCGUGGAGACAGAGCAAAAGCAAUACCCAAUCAAGUGUUCGCUCUGCGGGUUAUUUCUAGGCAUGGCUACUGAUGCUAUUGACCAGGGUCCCACUUACUGUGCACAAUGUGCAGAGCAAAUGCGUGCUAACCUAAACUCAGAGAAAAAACCGUUACAGUAUAAGAUGCUCAUUAGUCCAGGAACAAUUAAUAAGCACAAGACCUCAGUGCCAGCCACAGCAAGUUCGCCAACGGUUGUCGAGACAAUGGUAGUCACUCAAAGUAAGAGUCCUCCUCUUCCAGAGCCUUUAACUAAGACACAAGCUCCCAUUUCCCCACCUAUAUAUAGUGUACAAAAUGUUCCUAGAAAGUCUGGGGUAAAGCAACCACAGAUCAUCGGAACGUCUGGUGGUGCUCCUCUUAUUACAUCUGUGGCUAGCGAUUUUCAACUAGCUUUUCAACCGCCCGUACCAGAGAAGUGGGAACCACUAGACACUGUUCAACACCUCCCUCAGCAAAAUUCACGCACUGUUAUUCAAGUUGUUGAUAAAGAAGAUUCUAUCGGACGAACCCCAAUAUAUGCUCCAUUUGAUGAGUGUAGCAUUGUACCUGCUGUUCCUAUUGAUGCAGCAUCUAAAUCCAGGAAAGAUGGCAGUGAAAGCGUUGCAAUCAAUACCAAGCCAAUUACACGAAAUGUCGGCAUAUCUCACCUCGAGAAAAAUACACAGGCACAUAAGCAUGCCCUGUCCCCACAUCAACGACUGAGUGACGAAGAGAUAGAAGAUCUUAUUAUUCAGCGUAUAGCUGAGUUACACAAGAGCGUCCAUCACAGACCAUCUUCUGUCUGUACAAUGAGUACACCGGACACCUACUCAUCCUCCACCACUUCUUGUUCAUCUUCUCAAGAAGAAGAGGACAUAAACAAUCAUGGGGGUAGAAGUCAUAGAAGAGCACGGAGACACCAAUCUCGGAAACACAAGCAUAGACAUCAUAGAUAUAACAGGGAUAAGGACAAGGAGUCCCAGAAGAUAGCAUAUAAAAACGGGGAACAGAUAAUUCUUGAGAAGGUUAAGUGCCCAUGUUGUGAUGAUAUUAUUGAAAUGCGCAUACUGAACGAUUGUAUAGAUGGAGUACCGAGUCAUAAAGAAAAGCAUGUCCAUAGAAAAAAGCGAUCCCACAGAUCCCAUCAGUGUUGUGCUAACGAACAAAACGCAAUGAAUAUGCACGCAUGUCUUUCGCUUCUAACAAAGCAGAUACAUGACGUUCGCUCCAAGAGUGCGGGACGUCUGGGGCAGCCCAUUAGUGAGCCAGCAAACACUGAGUCAACAGAAGAUGCACGGAGAAGGGACCGCUUGGCCUUGCUACAGAGGCUUGAUGAUCGGUUAGCAAGUAUUCAGGCCAUGUCUGGUGCAUUGUCGCUCGGUGUUCGAUGCUCGAGUGUAGGGAAUCAACAUGUGCAUUCUGCAUAUACUGUACUGGAGCCAGAGCAGAACUUGACACCGCUGAACGUCGGUGAUGAAGGGAAUCGCGUUGCUGUUAGUACUGAGAGAACAUCGGCUGCCUCCGCAUACGGCCUUGAUAAUCUGUUUGAGCUACAGAUGCCAGAGACGUGCCAGAUAGGGUACUAA
Molecule: messenger RNA, 2724 nt
Organism: Giardia duodenalis
Lineage: Eukaryota; Fornicata; Diplomonadida; Hexamitidae
Exons: 1
Coding region: 1-2724 (907 amino acids)
Source: RefSeq, a predicted model, not a curated record